Molecule: messenger RNA, 567 nt
Organism: Tetrahymena thermophila SB210
Lineage: Eukaryota; Ciliophora; Oligohymenophorea; Hymenostomatida; Tetrahymenidae
Product: transmembrane protein, putative
Exons: 1
Source: RefSeq, a predicted model, not a curated record
AUGAUAAUCAAAUUAAAACAACGUAAAAAAAUUCUUUUUAGUAUUAAUGCAAUGAUCAAUUUGAAAAAGUUGCUCGCUGCUCUAUAGAAUAAAUGGUAUUGCAAGCUAUUCUAUCAAAUACUUUAACACAGAUUAAUAAACUAUCUCAUUAGUAGAUAAAAAUAAAUAAUAACUAAAUAAGCCCAUCUGAGUAGCAAUAAAAAGAGCCAAGUUUGCUAUCAUUGGAUUUACUAAACUAAUUAAAUUAAAUUAAAAGAGAAUCUUCAUAAAAAUCUAUUAAUACAAAAUCAUGUAGCUUUAUCAAUGAUCCUUAAAAUAAAAAUACUAGAGAUAGCUAAAGGAAUAUAUAAAAUUAAUACAACAUAAAAGAUUAAUUUGAUCCAUAAAUAUUAUAGAGAGUUUCUCAGCUUAUCUAAAAUUCUAAUAUACCUCUACUUUUAUAGCUUACUACUCCUGGCACGAGUUUUAGAAAUCCUGACAUAUUAAACCCUAAUUUAUCUAUGGACUUCUUUGACAAAAUGUAAAUUUUCAAGAAAUUUUUUACCAACAAUAACUUUGAUAAAGUGA